AUGGAUGCAAAUAAAAUAUCAUUUCUCAAUCAGAUUAUUGGUUUACUUCCUGAUUGUAUUUGUCUUGAUGUCAAACGUUAUAUCGCUUGCCAAUUCGCUUUGGAGAGUGACUUUGGAGAAUCGCCUAUGGCGUUAUGUUUAAAUAACUAUUGUGGUAUGAAAGUAGCUAAGUUAAGGAUAACCCUUGCUAUGAAUCUUGAUGAGGUUCUUAAAUUUGCAAAAUAUUCUGGUAUCUAUUCUUGUGUUCUGGAUUAUCUGCUUUGGCUUCAAUCCAAUAGAUUUACAAGGCAAGAACUUAAUACCUUAGAGUUAUUUAUUAAGCAUUUGUAUUUGUCUCGGUAUUGUCCUGAGCCUGGUUACGAAAACAAGAUUAACACCCUUUAUAAACAAUAUUAUGAGUAA
Molecule: messenger RNA, 402 nt
Organism: Cooperia oncophora
Lineage: Eukaryota; Metazoa; Nematoda; Chromadorea; Rhabditida; Trichostrongylidae
Source: the annotation of a GenBank genome assembly